Messenger RNA from Porites lobata, 1736 nucleotides. Lineage: Eukaryota; Metazoa; Cnidaria; Anthozoa; Scleractinia; Poritidae. The record is from the annotation of a GenBank genome assembly.
AUGGCGGCUGAUCUUCGAGAAAUUGUUAUUGAUUUGAGAGGAAAUACUGAAAAUACGGAAAGGGUGAAAAAGUUUUGGAAUGUAAACGAGGUGGAAAUAAAAUCUACUUUCGAGCGGGAGUGGAUAAAGGCGAUCAGGAGAGCGAGACGCCGACUGAAUCACGGCAUGGGAAACAUGAAUAGUGGACUGGAGGAAAUAUGUGGGAACAAGCUUGAGCUGACCGGCCCGUUAAUUGACAGUUACCUUUUGGAGAUCGGUAAUCAAGUAUCUGCGAAGUUAACUCGAUCAAAGGCAACAUCUCUGGCUAGCCCUGUUGUCCUUUUCGUACCUUGGCCUGUAUUUCACCACAUCACAGUGCUGUUUAGAGGAUACGGCGCAGAAGUGACCUUCGAUAAUCGAAAAUCGAUAGCCUGCGUCGCAGACGCUCUAAACCUUCUGUAUAUAGCGUCUGCGAAUUAGUGCACAAGAUCGUGUUCGAAUCCCGUAGAGUCGCAAGGACAUAUGUCGGCGUUUUUGAUUGGCUAGUUUCUUACGUAGUUUGUGAUUAGUCCGAUUUGAAUUAAGUGUUGACAGGCCAAACAUGACUCAUACCUCGUGAUAGUGUGAAACGUGACUUCAGUAGAGUAGCUUGAACAAGAGAUUUUUUUUUUUUUGCUCUCUUUUUGCGCAAUUUAUACAGUGCAUGGAGUAUUCUACAAUUUGACUGAGCAAAUUUUUUUUCUGCUUUGAGUCUCAUAUUUAGCUACAUUUAGAGGUCGUGAAGCUGGUCUGUUCCAUGCAUAUUGAGUAAUUAGUCAGAUUAGUACAUGUGGUUUAUUUUUCCGCAAAUGUUUUCUGGGAGGAUUUGAUCACAGAUGCAUAAAUGAUUUUCUUUCACCUCUGUUUAAGCUUUAAGCUUUUAGUAUUGCGGCUAAACAACCUUAGUUUCUUUGGUUUUCAAAGAAAUGCCUGGACCUGACUAGCUACAUGUGUGUAGUUUUUUUUAUUAUCGUGAAUAUCGUGAUUUCCUGAUUUGUUUUGACUCUAGAACUGUCGGCUAGAUUGCAGAAUACGCGGUAGUGCAUCUGCAGAGAUUGGAAGACGCUGGAAAACCAGCCGGCAAAUUUACCAGCAAAUUCUGGCCUUGAAGGAAUUAUCUCAAAGCAUUUUUUUGCUCAGAAGACGGCUUUAAAGUUCGAUCUGAUCUUUCAUUAUUUACUGUAAACGAUCCUUGCCAACUCCCUUCUGUGAAUUUUGACAUGUCACUGCGCCCAACCGUCACGCACACGUAAAAAUUAGGCCAAUCGUGAGGCUCGUAAGAAACCCACCUAUCAGAAACGCUCACAUAUGUCCUUGCGACUCUGCAGGAUAUUAGAACGAGCUUUUGUGCACUAAUUCGCAGACGGACUAUACAAAUGGUUUAGACGAGUGCGUGGGCCGGCUGCAACGCAGGCUAAAAAUCGAAGGUGAUCUCUACGUUCAACCUCCUUGAAACGGCGGAAAAGAUAUUUUCGCCGGCUCGUUUUGAAGGACAAGAUGUCUUAAGGAAGCGACAUUUCAGUCGCCAACCUGACAAAAACGCUAACAUGAGAUCUGUUUACAAAGGCAGAUCGGCUGUGGCUAUUUCCCAAACAACUCCUUUUUGUUUUGAUUAUAAUCUUAAAAAUCGAAAGGUCACUGUCACAUUCUACAUUCAGCGGUAUACAGCACAGGAUUUUGUGAUUGACUCUAGCCUACAAAGUCUUAUGAGUCAGUGA